AUGGCGACAUCUACGACGAUAGAGUACGCGUCGGGCGCACCCGAGCCCAUAGCCUAUCCCCGGCUCGCAAAGCACCUUCUUCUUCCCGACCAAACCCCUGAUUACCUUCGUCUCAUACUCACCUCCAAAGUCUACGAGAUCGUUAAAGACACACCUCUGGUACUCGCCACCAACCUCAGCAAUACUCUGGGGAAUCAGAUAUGGCUCAAGCGCGAAGAUUUACAGGAAGUCUUCAGCUUCAAGAUACGCGGGGCGUACAAUUUCAUGGCGAGCCUGUCUGAGGAAGAACGAUGGAAAGGAGUGGUCACUUGUAGUGCGGGCAAUCACGCCCAAGGUGUGGCAUUAUCUGGGGCGAAGCUGGGAAUACCAUGCACCAUAGUCAUGCCCAAGGGCACGCCUUCUAUCAAGGUCAGGAACGUGGAUCGUCUAGGGGCCAAAGUCGUCCUUCAUGGCGUGGAUUUUGACGAAGCAAAGGCCGAGUGCGUUCGGCUUGCAGCCGUCCAUGGCCUGGCAUUUGUACCCCCGUAUGACGACCCCCUGGUCAUUGCAGGUCAAGGCACGAUAGGCAUGGAAAUCCUGAAACAGCUUCCAGACUCAGAUCACCUCGAUGGAAUAUUCGCUGCAGUUGGUGGCGGUGGUUUAGUCUCCGGCAUCUGUGAAUAUGUCAAGCGCAUUGGGAACCCGGACACAAAGAUCUUUGGGGCUGAAACUGUGGACGGCGAUGCUAUGGCUAGAAGCUUGGAGCAAGGCAAGCGUGUUACUCUGCAAGAGGUUGGCCCGUUCUCCGACGGCACCGCUGUCAAGAUUGUGGGCGAGGAACCCUUUAGAAUAUGCAAACGACAGCUUGAUGGCAUUAUCAAAGUCGACAACGACGAACUAUGUGCCGGCAUCAAAGACAUCUUCGAAGAAACCCGAUCAAUAACAGAACCUGCAGGUGCUCUGGCGUUAGCUGCGCUUAAACGGCAUAUUCUCGACAACCAGUUGGUGGGCGCAGGGAAGAAGUAUGUGGCUGUCAUCAGCGGGGCGAAUAUGAAUUUUGACCGGCUUCGCUUUGUUUCCGAGCGCGCCCAGCUGGGUGAAGGCAGGGAAGCCUUACUGAGCGUGGAGAUUCCGGAAAAACCUGGGAGUUUCAUCAACCUGCACUCAGUCAUCCACCCUAGAGCAGUGACUGAGUUCAUCUACCGAUAUAGCGACUCCAAUGUGGCGCACGUCUUUAUAUCUUUCAACGUUGACCCUCUCAGGCGAACAGACGAAGUCGCCGCAAUUAUCACGGAGCUGGAACGAAUAGGGAUGAAGGCUUGCGACAUCAGUGACAACGAAAUGGCAAAGAGCCAUGGCCGGUAUAUGAUUGGCGGAUGUCAGUCAGUUCCAAACGAGAGACUAUUCAGAUUUGAAUUUCCUGAGCGCCCACUCGCCUUGAGGACAUUCUUACUUGGUUUGCACCAAGGCUGGAAUAUCUCAUUAUUCCAUUACAGGAACCAUGGUGCAGAUCUUGGUAAAGUACUCGCUGGGAUUCAAGUUCCACCCGAGGACAGUCAGCAGUUUGGCACUUUCCUCAGCGAAUUGAACUACACGUACGUUGAGGAGACGCAAAAUAUGGUAUACAGUAGAUUCCUGAGGGGAUGA
Pleurotus ostreatus (oyster mushroom) is the source of this 1626-nucleotide messenger RNA. RefSeq lists its product as uncharacterized. Gene Ontology annotation, molecular function: threonine deaminase activity; pyridoxal phosphate binding. Lineage: Eukaryota; Fungi; Basidiomycota; Agaricomycetes; Agaricales; Pleurotaceae. Bases 1 to 1626 code for a protein of 541 amino acids. Gene Ontology annotation, biological process: L-threonine catabolic process. The transcript has 6 exons. The record is from RefSeq and is a predicted model, not a curated record.